Bacillus rossius redtenbacheri is the source of this 1968-nucleotide messenger RNA. RefSeq names its product nucleolar complex protein 4 homolog B. The coding region runs from base 189 to 1691 and encodes 500 amino acids. NCBI's taxonomy places the organism in Eukaryota, Metazoa, Arthropoda, Insecta, Phasmatodea, Bacillidae. Gene Ontology annotation, cellular component: nucleolus; Noc4p-Nop14p complex; small-subunit processome. The transcript has 10 exons. Gene Ontology annotation, biological process: ribosome biogenesis. The record is from RefSeq and is a predicted model, not a curated record.
AGUGUAAAACCAUCAUGGAAUCCUACAGUAUGUAUUGUGUUGGUGUUGGUCAUAUACAUAUACAUUUCACUUUAACAUGUGAGCGGGAGCAUGUGAAUAUUUGUACAAUAUUUGGUUAAAGAGUUGAAUUAUUAGUUUACAAUUGCAAUUUGUUUUAUCGGGUGUAUAUUUUCAAUAAAUUAGUUAAAAUGAAGAAAGAAAUACUCCUCAAAGCUCAACAGUUCUUACAAAACAGGAAGAAUGCUAAUAAACUUGUUGACAUCGUAGAAGAACUUGAGGUUGAUAAAGCUGUGCCCUCCACUGUUCUGGCUACGGAUAUGGUAUUCAUGGAAGUUUUGAAUAGGGGGAGCAUGUGUGAAGAGAACUUAAAGAUAGAAGCAGAAGAAGUGGAUGCGGAAAGUGAGUACUGUCAGUGGCUGAGAGAUUGUUACGAUGAAGCAUGGACCAAGUUGUUGUUGUUACUCGUGAAGCACAAGACGAGUGUUCAAAUCCAGGCCGUAAGCACUCUGAUGAAGCUGGUGUGUCAGGAGGCGAAGCAUCCUUAUGUGUCUUCGUCCACGAAGAAGAGCUUUCCUCUGAAGAGGUUAAAGCUUAUUUUGCUAGCACUUCUAUCAUCAGAAAAAAGCAUGUCUCUUGCGUUGUCAAGGUUUCAAGAGUUCACAGAAAAACCAAAUGUGUUUUAUUUUGUUUGGAGUUUGCUGCCUAAUAUUGCCAGAACAGUGAAACAUCCAAAUCAAAUAUUUAUCAAGAACUUUCUUGACUUGGUUAGCAAAGUUCCAGUGCCAAAAACUAGUCCAAAAACCAAAGAAAAGGAUGCUGAAGCUACAGAAUCUCUUGUUGAAAGCGAGGAAACACCAUUUGAAAUCGACAUGCAACACAUACAUGGUUGGUUGAACAAGGUGUGGAACCACGCGAUAAGGUGGAAGCACUCACGUGCUACUCAGAAGCAGCUCUUGGUUUUGCUGUUGGAGAGUUUUCUGGUCCAUUUGAAAAAGCCAAUUCUCCUCACUGACUACCUUAUGGACUGCAUGGACAUGGGUGGCCCCAUUAGUUUACUCGCUCUGCAAGGAAUUUUCACCCUUAUACAGAACCACAACAUAGAGUAUCCUAAUAUUUACACCAAGUUAUAUUCUUUGUUUAAUGCUGAAGUUUUCCAAAUGAAGUACAAAGCUCGACUUUUUUUUUUGGCUGAUGUCUUCUUGAGCUCUACGCACUUAUCGGCCCACCUGGUGGCAGCGUUUGCGAAGCGACUAUCUCGUCUCUGCCUGGUGGCCCCACCGCAGGAUAUCAAGAUCCUUCUAGCAUUUGUCGGCAACCUCAUACUUAGGCACCCCGAGUUGAAGAAACUGAUCCACCAUCCUAUUGGAGGGGAAGUGAGCUGCGACCCGUUCGUUGCGGAUGAGGCAGACCCGUUGAAGAGCCGAGCCAUGGACAGCUCCCUGUGGGAGGUCGCCUCCAUGCAGCACCAUGUGCUGCCGGGCGUCGCCUCCGCUGCCAAGUUCAUCAACACCCCGCUGCCCUCCGUCGAGUGGGACAUGCACGCCCUGCUGGAGAGUUCCGAGGACGACAUUUUCGACAAGGAAGCCAAAAAGAAAGCUAAAGAAGUGAUGCUCACAUUUGAGAGGCCAACAUCUAUUGCUCUUCCUAGAGGAGAAAAGAUGCUUCAGUUUUGGAGUAUUACUGAAACCUGAGUAAUUUCAGUGUUUUCAUGGUGAAUGAGUAGAAUUGUGACUUCUAAGAAAUAAGUCGAAUAACAACUGAAGUGAAAUUUUGGUUUAGGUUAGCUACUUUAAUAAUAAGUAAAAUGUUUAUCAAAAUAAUUUUAAUGUUAAAAAAUAUGUGCGUUAUUUUUCGCUUUAUUUCCGAGAAUCUGUGACUUUAGACAUUUACUGUUUUUUAUACUGCUAUUUUGUCAGCUGCAUUGUAAUACAUGUUAUUGGUUGUACAAAUUAAAACAUUUUGACAGUU